UGAUCAAUUACCCCCACACUCCACACCGAAAGGGAGAUGAAAGAACAAGCUACCGCUUCUUUCUCGGUCUCCCUCAAUUCUCCCCUGUGCCUGAAAUUAGCGAAGAACAAACAACCCCCACCAGAUCUACUCCCGCCAUAUCAAAACAGGAUCCAAUUGGAAGUCAAACUUCCAUUAUUACCUUCUUCACCAUCACCAUCAUCACCUUGGUAGGUCUUUGCCAUGCCUUCUUCAUCCUCACCUCCUCGCGGCCAUGCAGAGCAAUGGAGAGCCCCUGAGAUUUCAGUCCCUGAUCUGCUGCACCAUUCUCCAUCCCGCUCCUCUUCUUCCUCUUCCGCUUCCCUCUCCAGGCCCACUUCCUCCUUCAUCGCUUCUGCAAUUUCGUGGGCGUUCCCAAUUCGCGGCCAUGGCGCUCCUAGCAAGUCCCACCGCAAGAAGUCCCAGCGGAGACGACGAGUCCAUCUUAUGCUCGCUCUACUUGGGUUGCUAGCCUCGUUCUUCCUCCUCAAUUGGUUUAUGCUUUUUCGUCUCCAGGAUCCUGGUGAUGAUGAUGGUGGCGGUGGACCUCUUCAUCUCCUCUCCUCCAUCAAUCCUUCUCGUCAUCUUCCCUCCUCAUUCAAGGAAGAGUUGAGAAAAAUGGGCAAAGGAAAAAAAUGGAAACAUGGUAUCUACGCAAGGAUGUUAGCUUUGGCUGCCCAUGCGCUUGCAGAGAAUAAGCAUGAGCCAAAAGAUUUGUGGGAAGAGCCAUUCAUCCCUGCCUCUGCUUGGACACCCUGUGCUGAUCAGCGUAACUGGACACGCAGUGAGGGAAACAAUGGUUACAUUAUGAUCACUGCAAAUGGUGGGAUAAAUCAGCAGCGAGUAGCUGUCUGCAAUGCUGUUGUUGUUGCCCGGUUGCUGAAUUCCACUCUUGUAAUUCCUAGCUUCAUGUACAGCAGUGUCUGGAAGGACGUAAGUCAAUUCGGGGAUAUCUAUCAGGAAGAGCAUUUCAUAGAGUACCUGAGUCCUGAUAUUCGGAUAGUGAAGGAACUUCCUGAGGAGCUGCAGUCUCUUGAUCUAGAGGCAAUUGGUAGUAUUGUUACGGAUGUUGAUAUUAUGAAAGAAGCCAAGCCAAGUUUUUAUUUGAAAAAUAUACUUCCUUUACUGCAUAAGAACAAAGUUGUGCAUUUUGUUGGAUUUGGGAAUCGCUUGGCAUUUGAUCCAAUACCAUUUGAUCUGCAGGUAAAUCUCUUGUUUUUUUGUUACUUCCUCUAUUUCCUUCAACUUUAUGGACAGUUGUAACCAAUGGUAUGCGAGAUUGCCAGCAUUCACUCCUUUUCUCUUUUUUCUUCCUAAUAUGGGUGACUUCAUCUAGAGACUUCGCUGCAGAUGUAAUUUUCAUGCGCUAUUAUUUGUUCCCAAAAUACAAGAAGCAGGUGCUCUGCUGCUUCGGAGGUUGCGGAAUCAUGCACCUUAUCAGGGACGGCUGGAUCACUCUCUUGUUGGUCCUUAUUAUGCAGAACCGAAAAUGGGUGGGGGCAAUGCUGUAAAAUCUUCGAGGUAUCUAGCAUUGCACCUGAGAUUUGAAAUUGAUAUGGUCGCACAUUCAUUGUGUGAAUAUGGUGGAGGCCAAGAAGAAGCAGAAGAAUUGGAAGCAUACCGCAAGAUCCAUUUUCCUGCGCUAACACUUCUUAAGAAGACAAGGAAGCUACCUUCUCCUGCUGCACUGAGAUCAGAGGGUCUGUGCCCUUUAACUCCUGAAGAAGCAGUGCUCAUGCUGUCUGCUCUUGGUUUCAAUCGGAGAACCCGUGUCUUUGUGGCAGGGGCAAAUAUAUAUGGAGGGCCUUCACGAUUAGCUGCUUUAACCAAUUUGUUCCCCAAUUUGGUCACCAAAGAGAAAUUGCUCUCAGCAUCUGAAAUUGAGCCAUUCGCCAACUUCUCAUCUCAGUUGGCAGCGCUGGACUUCAUAGGAUGCACGGCUGCAGAUGCUUUCGCAAUGACAGACUCAGGAAGCCAGUUGUCAUCUUUGGUGUCUGGAUACAGAGUAUAUUAUGGGGGAGGCAGGAUGCCAACGAUACGGCCAAAUAAGAGGAGACUGGCUGGUAUAUUCAUGAAGAACUCGACCAUAGAAUGGAAAGUGUUUGAGCAAAGAGUUAGGAAAGCAGUUAGACAGACGAAACACGUGUUUGAGAGGCCCAAGGGUCGGAGCGUGUACAGAUUUCCAAGGUGCAAGGAGUGCAUGUGUGUUGCUGAAGAAGCAGCAGCAGCAGAUGUUGUAACAAAAACAAAAAGAAAGAGAAGGCAUUAAUAUACCUUGCUGUAAUUGUUGUUGUUCUUGUUGUAUUCAUUCUUUGUCCAUUAAACACAUACCCAAUCUCCAAGUUUAUUCUCUAUUUUACUGGCAGGUAAAUAGUAUCUUUAUAUUAUUUAACAAUGAGCAGGUAAACAGUAUGAUACAGGGAAACUACUCACUCGGUUUUGUUAUUGCACCUCUGUCAUAGGUUAACCCAACUGGUUUGAUUUUCAGUAUGUACGGUUUCACAAUCCUUAAUUUCCCUGACAUCGCAGGAGUUACAACGUUGGAAGAACGGGAUGAAUCGACAGUGGAAGUCGGACGAUGUGAUCCAAACUUCCAGUUAAAACAAUUUCGCCGAAGCUGAAUGCAUUCAGUGCUUGUGUGGCAUUGAACUCCAUGUGAAUCGCUUGAGUUUCCAUUGGAGCGAUUCUGAACCAAGUCGGAGAGAGCGUUACUGAUGUUCCAUUUGGGGACAAGACGGAGCAGAGAUAUGUCUCAGGUUUGCUGCCUACGCUCGUGAAACUCCGCUGUAUUUGUACAGGCUGUCCAACUCGCAACGCAGAGAUGGUCACCGAUGGGAGGUUGAGGUCAGCUGGGUGAGCCAAUGGUCGACUGCACGACGCUCCAGUAGCAGCCCUGACCUUGACCCAAUCGACACUGGACAGGGAGCACAGGAAGUCGAUGUAAUCUUCAAACUUCGACGACAAGACGAGGCCUGGAUCGAGCGCCCGGGCAGGAUUAAUGAGGCCUGCACCAAAUCCGAAGUAGGUGGAAGGAUGAACACCAUAAAGGUCGGGCUCUUCUGCCGAAAUGAGGUCCCCCUGGGAGUCAUACUUGGAGGCCGUGGUGGAAAUGGCAGAUGCGAUCAUGGAAGGAUUCCAGGAAGGAUGGCAUUGCUUGAUGAGCGCUGCUAUUCCUCCAACAUGAGGAGUCGCCAUGCUUGUCCCAGAUAGCAGCGCGAAACUGUACCCAACUAGUAACGGCUCCAACACGCUGAGGGGGCUCCAUGCAGCCCAUACUUGAUCUCCUGGCGCAAGAAUAUCUGGCUUCAGCACAUCAGCAGCUUGACGGCUCUGGCUCUGGGCAUCAGCAUAAUCAGGUCCCCUCGAGGAGAACCUGCUCACAAUUGGAGCUCUCCCUCCGAACUUCGCAACUCUGCCUUCUCCUAUACUUGCUCGUCCAUGGAACUCGGUCACGUGUCCCAUCUCAUCUCUGCUGAUGUGCUGCUCGUAGUACCUUAACACGGUCUGCAUCUGGGUGUCGGCGAGUUUUGGGAUGAUGAUGCCGGCUGGAGCAUCAAAUGGGAUAGGUUGUGCAAUGAAAUCUCCAUAAGCAGGAUUCGCAACAAGAACAAACCCCAUGAAUCCCAGGUGUGCAGCAGUUUGAGUUAUGGCGGCCAGGGUGGAGG
Messenger RNA from Linum tenue, 3683 nucleotides. Lineage: Eukaryota; Viridiplantae; Streptophyta; Magnoliopsida; Malpighiales; Linaceae. The record is from the annotation of a GenBank genome assembly.